This is a messenger RNA of Pseudophryne corroboree (corroboree frog), 4247 nucleotides long. RefSeq names its product LIM homeobox 9 (gene LHX9). Gene Ontology annotation, molecular function: RNA polymerase II transcription regulatory region sequence-specific DNA binding; DNA-binding transcription factor activity, RNA polymerase II-specific. The transcript is spliced from 6 exons. Lineage: Eukaryota; Metazoa; Chordata; Amphibia; Anura; Myobatrachidae. The coding region runs from base 336 to 1343 and encodes 335 amino acids. Gene Ontology annotation, cellular component: nucleus. Gene Ontology annotation, biological process: regulation of transcription by RNA polymerase II; neuron differentiation. The record is from RefSeq and is a predicted model, not a curated record.
GCUAAGGGACUGUCUGUAGUGAGAAGGACCAGCCCACAGCUCCUGCCAGAACCCAACAUAUCCCCAGUUCUGAGAGCAGCUUAUCCCACUGACACUGGUAGCAUCAGCUGGACCCUGAGCAGCAGGAGAGCAGCAGCAGCAGCAUCAGGGUAAGGGAGCUUAUCACUACCACCGCACCCUAUUCCUGCACACACCACGCUGCACACUCUGCUAUCCGGGCUGGGGGGCCUCACUCAGUACUAUAGCAGGAGGAACAAGACUAACACCCGGGAGCCCACUCAUUACCUGACUUCACCCUGGGUUUGGAUGCUGGAAGAAGCGCUGGGGCUCUGUAUAUGGAAAUUGUGGGGUGCCGAGCAGAAGAAAGUGCCUAUUCUUUCCGACCAGCAGCCAUGCUCUUCCACGGGAUAACUGGGGGCCACAUCCAAGGGAUCAUGGAAGAGAUGGAGAGAAGGUCUAAGUCAGCAGAUAACCGCUUAGCCAAAAGUAUCCAGGUCAAUGGCAGAGAAACAAGAAUGCCACCACUCAGCCCGGAGAAGCCAGCUCUGUGUGCCGGAUGUGGAGGGAAGAUCUCUGACAGAUAUUACCUCUUGGCUGUGGACAAGCAGUGGCAUCUCCGAUGUCUGAAAUGCUGUGAAUGUAAACUGGCCUUGGAAUCAGAACUGACUUGUUUUGCAAAAGAUGGAAGCAUAUACUGUAAAGAGGAUUAUUACAGGUACAGCACUGUAAGGUUUUCGGUGCAGAGGUGUGCUCGUUGCCACCUUGGCAUAUCAGCUUCAGAAAUGGUCAUGAGAGCAAGAGAGUCGGUGUAUCACCUAAGCUGCUUCACGUGCACCACAUGUAACAAGACCCUGAGUACAGGAGACCAUUUUGGGAUGAAGGAGAACCUAGUGUACUGCCGGGCUCACUUUGAAAUCUUGGUCCAGGGAGAUUUUCACCCUCAGCUCAACUACACUGAGCUCGCAGCCAAAGGUGGAGGGCUGUCUACACUUCCCUACUUCACCAAUGGGACAGGUACAGUGCAGAAGGGAAGGCCACGGAAGAGGAAGAGUCCAGCUCUGGGAGUAGACAUCAUCAACUAUACUUCAGGUUGCAAUGAAAAUGAUACUGAUUUGGACAGAGACCAGUCAUAUCCUCCAUCUCAGAAAACAAAACGGAUGCGUACCUCCUUUAAGCAUCACCAGCUCCGCACCAUGAAGUCGUAUUUUGCCAUAAACCAUAAUCCAGAUGCAAAGGAUUUGAAACAACUGGCUCAAAAAACAGGAUUAACCAAAAGGGUCCUGCAGGGAGAACAAUGUUCGGGGUUUAACAGCCAUACAACCCGGCGUUUGAAAAUUCCCUAAAGUAUUUAAAGAAGGGGAAAAGUUUGAUCGGAAAUCCUACUGCAGUGAAGACAAAGACAAAAUUAGCCAAAAAUUAAAAAAUACAAUACAUAUAUAUAAAAAACAAAAACUCUGUCAUUUUUGAAUGUUGAGAAUUGCUUUUUUUUCCUCAAAUGUAUAAUUGGCUGAUAAUGAUUAUAAUGUUGUGCCCUACUCAGACAGGCAUAACACUUAUUCAUUUAUCAGUUUAAUUUUCAAGAUUCAUAGACUCAUUUAGAACACCAUAAAAUAUGUAUAUACACAAUGGAGCAACCUGGCAUUAAUGAAUCCUAUACAGUUUUGAAUGCAAACUUUAUUAAUGAUUUGCCUGAAUUAAAGCACAAUAAAAUUGUUGAUAUAAAUGUAAAGGAAAACACUUUAUAACAUGCUUGCAAAUAUGUAUUCUGAAGAAAUGUGAUUUAUCCACAAUAUCUGUUUUGUUAAUUUUUCUCCAUUAUUUUCCUUUUAAGGGUCAGUCCCAUGUAGCAACAAUAUUAUUUAGUGUGUUAUAUUCAGUUGUAAUACAAAAAUCAAUAAAGGCACAUUAUUUUUAAUACACAAAAUAGCUAUGAUGUGGUUAAUUGAUACUUAAAAAUAUGCAAAGCAUAUAUUUAAAUAAUCAUUGGUAUAUCAUUAUAAAUUAGUGUAUUUUCACAAGGAAGAAAUAUUGAGUAAAUCCAUGGAAUAUAUAUGAUUAUGUAAGUUAUUUAACAAUUCUUCCAAAUUUUAUUUGAAAAUGUUAACAUAAAGUAAACAACAUCAGUUUUGAAAUUAUUUUUUUAAAUUCAAUCUGCCAUUAAAAGAUUAAAUAGGAUUUCAAGUCAUUCAUAAAGGCACACUACAUGGGACGGCUCUAUAAAACAGAAAAACAAAGUCUGCAUGAAGUUUUAAUACACGUGUUCUCUAUUUGUGUGAAUAAAUUUAUUUGAUGUUUGCUGUAAAAUAAAGGAGUUUUCCAAUAAUAAAUUCAAUACAGAUACAGUGUUGAAUUAUUAAGUAUUACAAUUCACAAAAACACCUCAGUACUGUACCUUUCAUGAAAGUAACAAAAUGUAAUUACACUUCACCUUGAUAUUUGGGAUAAUGCUGUAUGUCUUCUAAAAUUAAAUUAGGCAUAAUUUCAUGUCUUGUUUUACUCUGGAAAGUUUACUAAGCAGCUUUUUAUUUUGCAGUUUGCAAAGCACCACUAAUAAGAUUACUCUCCAGUGGUUUGAGAGCAUAAACUCAAACUGCAUCCAGUGUAGGCCAAACUACAUUAGGUUUAGGCAAACCACAUUGUGUUUAGGCAAACUACAGUAUGUGGUAAAAUCCAUUCUUCCCUACUUCUGACAAAAAGCACUUCAGGGAUAUUAUGAAAACAACACCAAUACCUUUGAGCUGUGAGUUAGGACACACAUAGAUACAGCAGCACCCCACCCCCUUGCCCCCUCUGAAGUGAGCACAUUACAACUUAAUUUUGUUGAAACUGACAUACGAGUGCAGCGUUGAAGAGGACAUACACUGCAUCAUAAAAUUGACUUACAUUUAAAUGUACUGUAAAUUAAUCCUUAAGCAGUUAUAGUUUGGCAACUGUAAGGGCUGGACUGGCCAUCUGGCAAAUGCCAGAAGGGUCUGAUGGCUUGAUGAGUCAGUCUAUCUUGGCCAGGGGUGUAAACCAUACAUGCCAACUUGUUUGCUACCCCCUCCCAGAGGGAGCAACAAGGUCAUCUCACCAGAGGGCCGGGCUAUGUUGAUUUGAUUCAUGGAGAAUUGCAAAAUCACUGCGGCCACUGGCCCUCUCGGUGUGGCAGGUACAAGCGGCUGCGGGGAGGGGGGUCUGGUGGGGUGCGAGCAAUUUACAUCUCAUUUGCUCACUUAUCCGCAUGGCCAAGAGAGCAGGCAAGUAUGGCGUAACUAGAUCUUUGGGGGCCCCAUGGCAAGAGUUCGAAAGAGACUCCUUGCACUUCACAAGAGAGACGGGCUGUUGGGGUUUAAGAGGUAAUGGGGAUCAGAACAGUAGAGAGGGGGCGGAGCCUGACUGUGAAUGGCGGUACAAGGGAGGGUGGAAACUGAGCUUUCAAUUAUAUAUAUAUAUAUAUAUAUAUAUAUAUAUAUUGAAACAGAAUGGUCCACACUCACGUAUCCAAAGUGCCGGGCUACUGGGGUAUCAAUUCUAUAAGAAAGAAAAACGAAACCUUGGCAGAUAGAGAGAGGAAUUGGGGUGCACUCACCAGUCUUCAUUAUUUAAUUUAUUGUUUAAUCCAUCAAAUGUAUAUAUAUAUAUAUAUAUAUAUAUACAUGCAUUUGUGGGUAUACCUUCUAAUGAAGGCACCAGAGCAAGAACUGAUUACACAAUAGUACCCCCAAUUCAAAUUACAUCGCACAUUAGUGCUCCUUAUUCACGUUACACCACACAGUAGUGAUGCCCCUUAAACCAUUUAUGCCACACACAAUAAUGGCCAUUGCACUACAUUAUACCCCACACAGUAAUGCCUAUUACACCCCACACAGUAAUGCCCAUUGUGCUACAUUAUACACACACGCAGCCUCCUGACGAAGCUACAUGCGCAACUAGUGAGGCGUGGCCUGCUAGACGUACCCGUCUCCAAGCUGACCACCGCUGUGCCUUCUGCCUGUGUUGGUGUCCCAACGAGCCGUGGCGUUGUCCUGUAAGCCGCUAGUGUGGUGUGAGGUCCCGGUUCCCAGAGCAGCACAGCUCUUACCAUCAGGGAGAGAUUGGAGCAUUUACUUUGUAUACAUCAUGUGGUAACCAGUCCACACGGGUGAGAACCUUGGUACGAGUCUCAUUCAUUUAAUGUGGAUUCUGUGUCACAGUGAUCCUAUGUGUUAAUGUGGAUCCUCUGUUAAAGGGAUUUUACCUGUUUUAAAUAAAAGUGAUUUGCACUA